AUGAGCAUGUUACAUAUUACAGACAGGAGCGUGUUACCUCAUAUUUAUACCCCUGUGAAACAGGAAGUCAUGGUUGAACAAUUUCCUGUUCCUAGUCACCCAGGUGUACUAAAAAAAUGUCAAAUAUCGAUGGGAAUAUACUUAAAAUAUAUUUUCUCAUAUGAAUUCAUAGGGGUGCCAAUAAUUGUUGCAGGCCUAUAUUUAACAAAGAUAUUUUUGGAGAACCCGUGUUGUGUUUGCAAUUGUUUGAUAUCCAUGAGAGCAGAGUGUUUUUGUGAAUUUUUUUUAAACAAAAUAUCAAAAGGUUAAACAAUACAAACAAUUUUUCACAGCCUUCUUUACCAAAGGUGCCAAUAUUAGUGGAGGGCGCUGUAUAGUGCGUCGCUAAAACCAAGCUCUUUAAACGCACUUGCUGAUGUCACAUUGUGUUUUGCGCUCCAUGCUGAGUGACUAUGAAGGAUGUGUGCGGUCCCUUAAGACCGAUAGCGGUCUACAUAAUUCAUACCGAGGGGAGUGACUUGUUGCCCGUGCUUCUUCUCCCCCCUGCCUGUAUAAAACCUGAAGUUCACAGCAAAUCACACUUACAGAUGGAGAGACCUCGCCGCUCAGCCGGGUUCUACGCUCGAGUCAAACCCGACGCGACAUCCCGUUCCUCCCCGGUUCUGCCCUGCUACAUUUAGCGGUUUGUGACGACUUUCUGAGGGCACAGCAUUUCCCCUCAAAAAGGCGCUCUUAUACCGAUCACCGUUCCAUCGUCGCCCACUCACCCCCGUGCACGUUAACAUGAAGCCCUUAUUCCGCUCUGUCCGGCUCGGCUCUAUGGCGGCUCCGCGUGCGCUCUGGCUGACGGCGCUGUUUGCGGCUCUUGCCCGCACGGUGCAUGCUGCGGGGCCCGUGGUGCGCUGUGAGCCGUGUGACGCCGAUGCGCUCGGCCAGUGCAAGCCGCUGCCACGUGACUGCGCCGAGCGGGUGCGCGAGCCGGGCUGCGGCUGCUGUCUGACGUGUGCGCUGAGUGAGGGCCAGGCGUGCGGCGUGUACACGGGACGCUGCGGCGCCGGACUGCGGUGUCAACACCGGCCCGGUGAGAGCAAACCGCUGCAGGCGCUGCUGGAGGGAAGGGGUGUGUGCUCCAGAGCCACGGACAGAAAGCUGAGAGUCGAGGAACCUGUAGAGGAACAUCUGCCUACCACUACCAUUGCAACAGUCAGCAAGGGCACUGAGGUGGUGCAGGAUACAGCAACAGGUUCGGGGGUUGAAGAGGGUAUGCAGAGAACAGAGCUGGACACUAAAAAGUCUCUGCUGCACACUAAGCUUAGCAUGAUCCAGAUGGCAAAGUUUAAGCAAGGACAGAUCUACAAAGUGGAGCCAGUGGCCAAGGGAGUCCACCCUGAUAUCCACAAUUUCAGCCUGGAAUCCAAAAGAGAGACCGAGUAUGGCCCGUGUCGCAUAGAGAUGGAAAGCGUUUUGAAGAGUCUUAGGAUAUCCAGCGUGAUAAACUUUCGAGUUUUUCGCAUUCCAAACUGUGACAGGAAGGGCUUCUACAAGAAGAAACAGUGUCGUCCAUCCAAAGGCCAUAAACGUGGUCAGUGUUGGUGUGUGGACAAGUAUGGACAGCCUCUGCCAGGCUACGAGGGCAAAGAACAAAGCCAAGUCCACUGUUAUAACCAGGAAAAUAAAUGAGAAACACAGGAGAGACUGAAGGAAAAUGGGAGAGGGCAGACGAUCCCCUCUGAAUGGUAUGAAUCCACAGUGAAAAGGGGGAAAGGGAGAUUUUUAAAGGCGGUGCCCUAUUUCUGAGCACCCCACCUAUGCACCGGAGCAGGGACUCAUCAGGUCACUUUCACACAUCAGGGGAGUAGAGAAAGGGGGCAGGGAGAUAGGGAGGGGAAGAUCUGUGCUAAUCUAUUUUUAUUAUAGCCCAAUGAAAGCACCAUUUGGAUUACACUAACAAAAGAAAUGUCUAAAUUACCCUUUGGGCUUCAUUACCUUUUGGUUAUGUGUGACAGCUUCUUAAGUAUAUGGGUUUGACUGAAAGUAUGUAGUUGGCCCUUUCUCUUUUCUGGUGAAAUGAAGCACCUUGAGUAAAUCACUGCCAUGACUAUCACUGUCUCUCUCGUAGCGUCGCGUCCUGUCUCUGCCUUUCUGGUGUAGGACUGUUCGAAAUGGGCAUGCUCAGUAGUGUUGGCCUGCUCUUGCCAUUGGCUCCAUCUGAAGCACAAGCACUUGAUGCACUUUGGUCCCUCACUGAACAACUACCCCAGUCUAUUACAUUGGCCAUUUCUUGCAACACGCAUUAUGAAAGUGUUUAAAUUUAUGAUAUUCUAGGACCUAUUACGCACACUGAAUGGUUUUUUUUUUCAAAAAGUCAUUUCAAUGUGUGUGUGUGUUUUUUUUUCUUUUUCAUUGUAGUUAUUUUCUUUUAUUCACUGUAUAUGCUUGUGUGAUCACUUGCUGAUUUAUGCCCAGGUUAACCAUGUAGGAGAAUAACUACAUGACUUUCUGAUACCUGUUUUCCUACCAGCUUUUUUGUUCAACUGUCAGGAAGAGAGAGUAACUGAUCUAUCAAAGCUACAGCAUGCAGCAUGCUUCCAAGUGGAUUCCAAAUGUAUAUAAUACGCAACAUAUAUUUAAUGCACUAAAAUACACCACAGAGCACUUGACAUGAUAUUGCUCCCAGUGCUGAAAAUGUCAGUCGGUAUCUUUGACAUCUUGUGCAUUUCAUGAUCUAAUUGCCCAAAUUGCACGAUAAUUGUCCUUCUGUGAGUUUUCAGUGACUAUGUAAGAAAAUGCAACACCAUCUAGCAUUACUACUGCAUACCUUUUGUAUGCACUCCAAAGUUUGAUAAUGAUCACUGGCAGUUACUUUCCUACUUCAGAUCACUGCCUUAACCAUGUCAGGGCUGAAAUUUGAUAAAUAAUGAUUAGUACUUAGUGCUCUGUCUCUGAAUGCUGUCCAGUUACUUCACCCAAACGAAAAGCUUACAGAUUAGCUCAGUAACCCUAUUGGAUAGCUUGUCUUUAUAUAAUUUAGUAUGGAUGUUGGGAUAUUUUUUUCCUUUGUCUGACCUCCUGAGAAAUGACUUGAAUAUGGAGGGUGCCGGAGAGGUAUCCCCACUCCCAGUAGCUCAGUAGCACAGAAUCAGCCAAAAGCUUGACCCCUCAACACCCUCCCAAAAACUACAAAAAAAAAAAAAAACAACAUACAAAAUGUGCAAAAUAUAUGUUUUUAAUUACUUAAAGACUUAAGACAUGUUGGUGCUACACCUUUUUUUAUUUUUACAACUAGAUUUUGGGUGAAGAGUAUAACAAAGUACAAAAAUUGUUGUCCCUGCUUAAACCUUGUGUCAUUUCUAUAUACUGUAGAUACGUAUGUGUGUGUGAUUUUUUUUUUCUGGCCAGCUUUGUGUCUGAAAAGGCAUGUGAACCUUAAAAUAUUGAAGUUAUUUAUCUAAGAAAGGCGUAUAAGCUCAUCCUUUUCUCUCUUUUUUUGAGGAUUAAGUGACUCACUGAUUGCACAACAGGUAAUAGAUAGAACUCAACAUGUUUUGGGAAUAUAAUCACUAAUGAGUUUUUAGAUAUUAUAUCAACAGUGCAUUGUACAAAAUGAAAAGAGAUGGUUCUGUCCUCAGUCUAAUAUGAGACGUCUUCGGGUUUCUUGGGAAACCUAGUUUUCUCUUAAGAUAAAUGGCUAGAUAUAAGCUAAAUUUUGAAGAUAGCCAUUUGUUUUAGUAAGGUUUAAGCUAUGUAUUUACUUAUUUGCUUAAAAUGAAGCUAAAACAACAUGAAUGUUAAAGUUAAGCUCAGUACCACUCCUAACCUUUCUGGGGCCCAAAGCAGAAUUCUGCUUACUCAUUAUAUAAUAAAAGCUAUUUUUACACCAUUGCCACACCUCUUCUUUAUUUGAAUCUUCUGUGAUGUAGCUUUUUGUAAAUCAACUUGACUAUGACUAUUACCUUAUCUGGCUCCUGUAUCUAUAAUCUGGUUUUCUAACUAGGAAACAGCAAUUCAUAUGAAUGAUAAAAACCUAAUGAAUAUGGAUAAUAGUAGAAAUAAAACAACAUUAUAAUUCAUUAGACAUAUACGAACACUACGCUAAAUAAUAAUUAACGAUUUUGUUAUUAGCAUGACAGGCCCCUAGGGGUGGUGAGGGGGGAACAGCAUGACUUGAAAAGUAGGCAUGUAGGAAGGACCAGCACUGGUUAAGGUAAUGCUAAGCUAAGUUUUAAAAGCUCCAUCUUGGCGUAUAUUAAAGCUAAUGAAAAGUUGAGUUAAGAAAAAAAAAAAAAAAGAACUUGCCGUUCCUCAUUCUGUUGUGCAAUGUUAGGGCCACUUAUCACUUUUAAGGAUCUCUCCAUUCACGGGUAAUUGUACUUUUUUUUAUUAUCAUUUGAAAGAAUUUUGAUUCAUUAAAAAGCUUUUCAUGUUACUAAAAUAAAUAUUACACAGCUAUGCCUUUCUUUAAGAAAGGAAAAUGGUUUUGUUCAUAUAUGAUUUGUAUUUAAUGUAUUUUUAAAAAAUUAAAAAUAAACACUAUUUUAAUUUAUAUAUGACUUCAGGUCUCUGUUUGAAUGGAUGCAAUCAUGCCAGCAACAUUACUGUUUAUUUAAAAUGCUCUUUCAUUGUCAUUGCUCAAUAAAAUUCACACUCAUAAAUAGAUGGGCUAUGUGUAGACUUGUCAGUUAUUUUAGAUGCAGUCCCCUCUGAAAGUAGUGGAACAGUAUAAGGCCAAUUUAAUUUAUUUUCACUGUAUGUCAAAGACAUUUGGGUUUGCAAUCAAAGGAUGAAUGUGAGAUGAUAGAUCAAAAUUUCAGCUUUCAUUUCCUCAUAUUUACAUCUAGAUGUGUUAAACAACAUAGAACAUGAUGGCACCUUUGUUUGAACCCAACCCAUUUUUUCAAGUGACCAAAAAUACUGCACUGAUAGGUGUUACUUUCUGCUCAGGUG
Molecule: messenger RNA, 4944 nt
Organism: Ictalurus furcatus (blue catfish)
Lineage: Eukaryota; Metazoa; Chordata; Actinopteri; Siluriformes; Ictaluridae
Gene: igfbp3
Product: insulin-like growth factor binding protein 3
Exons: 4
Coding region: 784-1680 (298 amino acids)
Biological process (GO): regulation of insulin-like growth factor receptor signaling pathway
Cellular component (GO): extracellular region
Molecular function (GO): insulin-like growth factor II binding; insulin-like growth factor I binding; fibronectin binding
Source: RefSeq, a predicted model, not a curated record